AUGGCACGAGAGAAGGGCAAGCUAUCACCUGUAAAGAUUCCACUUAACGAUGAUAAAGGCGAAAAAGUCGCGCGUCUGCAUUCCCGGCAGGCCCUCCAAGAAAUCCACAUGAACGAAAUCCGCGCAGCAGCAAGUCCAGUACGCAAGCUCAACCAAAGACGAAGAGAAUCGAAUUACAGCAAUAUGUCAGACUCACCGCGCACGCCGAGGACGCAAGAUGCAGCGACAAUAGCGCAGGCACGGAAAAGAGCUGGGCAACAGAGGCAGAGCAAUGGUGGUAGCAUGCGGACGUCUCUUGGCCAUGGCGAUAACGGCGUCACGCCCAUGAAACGCGUUCCCAUCCUUGCCAACUUCGAGGAGUGGAUGAAAAUGGCCACCGACAACAAGAUCAAUGCAGCGAACAGCUGGAAUUUUGCCCUGAUAGAUUACUUCCACGACCUGAGCCUACUGAAGGAAGGUGAUGGUGUCAACUUCCAGAAAGCGAGCUGCACGCUGGACGGAUGUGUCAAGAUCUACACCUCUAGGGUGGAUAGUGUGGCAACCGAGACGGGACGUCUGUUGAGCGGCCUCGCGGAUGGUGGCGCCGAGGGGAAGAAGAAUCGGAAAGGAGAGAAUGCUGACGGCGAGGAAGAGGAUGAAGACGGCGAGGAUGGAGAAGAUGGAGAAGAUGGCGAGGGCAGGAAAAAGGCCAAGAGGAAACCAGCACGCAGUCACGAAGCUACUCUCGCACCUAGCUUUGCUUCGUUCCAGGGCAAGAAGCUCGAAUUGGAGUUUGCUGUUGAUCCGCUAUUCAAGAAAGCGAGCGCCGACUUUGAUGAGGGAGGAGCCAAGGGCCUGCUGCUGAAUCAUUUGUCGAUCGACUCGGACGGAAGAAUUGUCUUUGACAGCAGUGACGAUGCUGGUGAUGCUGCGUUGAGUGGGGAGAAGAACAACCAGCAUGAGCAGACGCUCGACAGCGAAGCAGCAGAAUCCCAGCAGAAUGAGCCAAGUGCACCGAUCGAAGAAGAACAAGAUGCCAGCGGCGACCAUGACGACGAAAUCGACCUCCCCUCCCUCGCCGCCAAGUUCUUCCCUGACUUGUCCCUGCUCGACUCUCAAGAUAUCUGUCCCUCGAUGAAGACUUUCACCCUGGGCGACCCUUCCGGCUCUCUGGACAUCCCCUUUCUCAAAGCUCCGGACGACUGGAAAGAAAAGAAAGGCCUACAAACUCCAGCCCCCGGUCCCAGUCUCCCGCUGGAUCUGGCAGACCAAACAGGUAUUUUCCUAGAUGGAAGUAAUGCCAUGGGGUUCGAUGAUGAUGACGAUGACGGGGGACUACUCGGUGGUUUCGACGUCGCAGACAAUGUCGGCUUUGGCGAAGGCGGUGAAGCGUGGGCUAAGGAAGCCGCAGUGGACGCUCAGGCCCGUAUCGUCCGUGCCGAAGACGUGGACGACAAUUUGCUCGAAACUGGUGCUCAGGACUAUGCGGUGUCCCUGCAGCACAAGUACCAAGAAGACGCGGAGCAUGAAUCCAUCAUGGCCUAUUUUGACAAGGCCUUCAACUCUCGUGCGAAAGGCAAGACUGCAUUCUUGACUCUCGAGAACUGGCGGAUGCAGAAGAUCCAGAAAGCACAACAAGCUGAGGCGACCGGCACCAACUCUGCACCAACGAGACAGCGCAAAGAGAAAGAACCUUUUGAGAUUGACUUCCUUGGACCCAUGUCGGAAAGUUUGCAAGAAUUACUGCAGCAGCCGCCUGUAUUGAACUCACAGAUUUCCCUGCCGAAAGCACAGUGGCGCACGAAAGGACAUAAUCUGCUCGACAAGGAUGACGAACUUGUCGAUCCGCGGAAACUUAUGCGGUUGUGGACGAAGCCGAAGUGUCGGGUCGGACGGAUCCGGCGGAAAGAAGGAGGUGUUUCCAUGGGGAUCAUCGAUGAAGGGUUCGGCGCAAGGCAUCGUCUCGGUACUACAAUCGCCGGCGAUCAUGAAGUCGAUGACAAUGAGGGAAGAAAGGGUGAUUACGAUGCGAAUUUCUUCGCGGACGAUGAUCAGCUUGUGCCAUUUGAUGGGCCCCUACCAAUUGAUGAUGAUGAUGAUGACGAUGAUAUCGGAGGAGCGGACGACGGGCAGGCAUUUAUGGAUGCGAGGGAGAUGCUCUCCCCUCAACCGGAAUCUCAACAACAGCCGAACAUCUUCGACGCGCUUAAUGGACAAGACGAACAAACGCUAUCACAACAACCUGACUCUCAAGCCCCGAACAGCCAGCCCGAUCUCCUUCCCGGGUCUUUUGGCAGCCAACUCGUCACGCAAGCGGGCAAGAGACUUCGGCCCGAAUACGUCAACUACGCGAGGACGGCAAAGAAGGUCGAUGUACGGCGGCUGAAGGAGAAUAUGUGGAAGGGCAUGGAGACGAAACUGAUCCGCGUUCUUGACCGACCGCCUCCGACGAUACCGAACGAGCCAGAGGUGAACGACAAGAGGAAUGGUGAUGGUGAUAGUGAUGUGGAUAUGAUGGACGUCGACGACCCUCCCAGUGAUCAACCUCAAUCUGCCGCCAACGAACCACCUGAACCCAUCUCUGACCAGCAAGAGGAUCAGACUCUCAACUUCACCGAGCUCAUCCAGGACCUCCGUUCCGUGUAUCCCGACCAGCAGAUGAAGGACAUCAGCACGUCGUACUGUUUCAUCUGUCUGCUCCACUUGGCGAAUGAGAAGGGACUCGUGCUCGAAGGUGAACGAGAAGGGGACCGCGCAAUGCAAGAAAUCACCGUCAGGCGAGAUCCCACCGUGGGAGAUGGUUACGAAGGGGAGUAG
Molecule: messenger RNA, 2796 nt
Organism: Cladophialophora carrionii CBS 160.54
Lineage: Eukaryota; Fungi; Ascomycota; Eurotiomycetes; Chaetothyriales; Herpotrichiellaceae
Exons: 2
Coding region: 1-2796 (931 amino acids)
Biological process (GO): mitotic chromosome condensation
Cellular component (GO): condensin complex
Molecular function (GO): chromatin binding
Source: RefSeq, a predicted model, not a curated record